This is a messenger RNA of Trichoderma asperellum CBS 433.97, 1889 nucleotides long. NCBI's taxonomy places the organism in Eukaryota, Fungi, Ascomycota, Sordariomycetes, Hypocreales, Hypocreaceae. The record is from RefSeq and is a predicted model, not a curated record.
UUUAGAACAAUUGCCUCUCUCAACCUUGAGAAAUCAAUUUCUCUAUCCUUCUAAAACUAUUCUCUAUCUGUCUUCAACACAAGUCCCAGCAAUCUUGUCAACUCUGUAGAUCCAAUAUCCCCUUGCCCAACCACUAAGUGCAUCGAGCUCAAAAGCGCGAAUAUGAGUGGAGAUGAAAUAUACGGGACUUCCGGAUUCGUCCACAACAAUGUAACAUUCAAUAUUCCCUCUCAGCCCUACGAUCAAAGGUUUACGUACACUGAUGAGUACGAUGUACAACCGCUUGAAUUCAUCGCCGUCACCGGGACAGAAGCAGAUGAGCACAACAAAAGUGUGUCGAGACGCAUUCGCAGUCAAGCUAUGCGCAACUACGUUUGGAGACAAAAUCACCCAACAACAACAGAUGAGAUGGCUGCGGCAGCUGCGAUCCCACUCAAAGUAAAGUCGCAACAAAAGUAUGAAGGAAAGUUUAGAAUUGGUUCACGCCCACGCAAAACGAAGAAGUCUACAAAAGCAAAGCUCGCUGCUUUGGAAUCAACGACAACUUCAGAAUCCGAAGCAGAUCAAGAGGCUGUUAGAAAGGCUCUUUUACGUUACUCAAAGUGGUCUAUUCGACAGAGCCUCAUGCCAGAUAAGAAUCUGUUAAUGAGAAAAGGCGCAAACGCAGAUCCUUUUAAUUCAUUCUCUUUUCCGCUGGGGCCUGAAAGCGAAAAGUUCAUAUUCUAUUGUGGGUUGCCCAACUAUGCUCUCAACCCCCAGCUAUUACUGCCUGAUCAAAAGCAUUACGCUGUUAAUUGUAUUGCCCUCAAUCUAUCAUCAGAUUGCUGGUAUUUUGUCAGAGAGGAGCUUGCUUUGUUUCAUGCUGUUUUGUAUCUCGUCUCUCUGGAUUACAAUAUGAAAUAUGGCCUAAUUGAUUCUCCUGGGAGUCUCUACCAUGGAAGAGAAGCAUUUCGGUUAAUAAACGAGGCUAUCAAGAAUAAUACGAUAAGAGAUACUCUAAUUGCGGCCGUUUCAUUAAUCAUUACGAGAGAGAAUCUCGCUGGCAAAUUCGACCUAGCCAAAAUCCAUAUGGAAGGUCUCCAACGAAUGGUUCAUCAGCGAGGAGGUAUACAAAAUGUCGAAAGCAUGCAUAGACAUGUAGUAACAUGGGCCGACUUAUGCUACUCUAAUAUUUGGGACUGCAAACCAUCCUUUCCUCUCCUACCUCUGAAACUUAUAGGUUCCGAGGCCGAGCUGCCGACAGGCAUGAAAAGUAUGACGCUCUCUCCAGCGCGUACGUUCGGUUCUGGUUCUCUCAUAAACUCAAUCUUCCGAUCUCUCAGACGCUUGUCCAUCGCAUUCUGUCCAGAGUAUGAUGCUCGACUCGAUGGAACAUCAAUGAGCAACCAAAUCUAUAGCGUCGAAUAUGACCUUCUCACCCUCCAAAACAUAAACCUUGAAGCUCUGACCCCCAGUGAAUAUCUUUCAUCCAGCUCUGUCUUGAUGAAUAUCUCAGCAUAUAUAUAUCUUUAUCUCAUAUUGAGAGAACUUCCAGUUAGAUCAAAGAUAUUCCUCACCCUCUUUCAGCGAUUACGAGACUCCUUGGAGAUGCAGGAUGGAGAGUGGUGGAAUUUAACUUCCGAGAGACAACGCUGGUUGCUAUGGGUGGUUUUUAUGGGUUAUGGAGCUGCCUCGGAAUGGGAUGAGAAAUGGUGGUUUGUGGAAAAGAUGGAGCCACUGGGGGCGGCAUUGACGUUGUGGACAAAGGAAGAACUCCGAUCUGCGUUCAAGGGAGUUAUAUGGCACGACACGUGUGAUGCUUUUUUGGAAAAGUUGUGGAAGGACAUGUCACAUCGUGAAAGAGUCGAGCUAGAUGGCGAAUGAUGCUGGAGAGGCUAAUUGAUAAAUUG